AUGUUAUCGCGUGAUUUCACGAAAUCAUUACAAUUGUCGUCUAUUUCAAUUCUGUUACACCACAAUAUUCUUGGAGAAGAAUUUUUCGACAGAGUCAAAGCAGCAUAUACAGAUGAUAAAAGAAUUGCACUACUAUAUUCAACUUUAAUCAAUCUAAAUCAAUCACCAGCAACCACCAAUAUUCACAAAUCAAUCAAGUUUGCCAUCAAGCAAUAUACUGUGAAGGAUGGAUUGUUAUUCUACAAAGGAAUUAAUAAGCUAGGAAACUCAAUACUUCGUUUGGUAAUUCCAACUGCAGAACUUCAGCUAGAAAUCGUUCGUUUGCAUCAUGAUUCACCAACAGCAACUCACUAUGGUGCAUUGAAAAUGUUAGCAGAUUUAUCGGAAUUAUAUUAUUGGCCAAACAUGUUCAACCAAAUCAAACUUUACACUAAAUGGUGCUAUAAGUGUCAAACAAUUAAACCAUCAAACACACAUGAAAAUGGAUUACUACAACCUAUACUUUGGUCUUUUCAAAGUGAUUCAGAAAGUUCCCAAUAA
This is a messenger RNA of Candida dubliniensis CD36, 540 nucleotides long. Its product is annotated as integrase zinc binding domain-containing protein. The record is from RefSeq and is a predicted model, not a curated record. The transcript has a single exon. Bases 1 to 540 code for a protein of 179 amino acids. Lineage: Eukaryota; Fungi; Ascomycota; Pichiomycetes; Serinales; Debaryomycetaceae.